UUCAAAGUGUUUGAAACCUGUGAGAAACAGGAGAGAGACGCAGAGACAGCGAGAGAGAGAGACGCAGAGAGAGAGAACGAGAGAGAGAUGGGGAGUUCAGUGAAUCUAGAAGACGUGCCAACGGUUGAUCUCAUGACGGAGACUCUCCGCCGCUUGAAAUGCUCCACCAAACCUGACAAACGCCUCAUUCUUGUCGGACCCCCUGGAUCAGGAAAAGGAACACAAUCUCCGCUCAUUAAGGACGAGUAUUGCUUGUGCCACUUGGCUACUGGUGACAUGCUGAGAGCAGCUGUGGCUGCUAAAACUCCUCUUGGCAUCAAAGCCAAGGAAGCUAUGGACAAGGGAGCACUUGUUUCUGAUGAACUGGUUGUGGGGAUAAUUGAUGAAGCUUUGAAGAAACCUUCAUGUCAAAAAGGAUUUAUUCUUGAUGGGUUUCCGAGAACUGUGGCCCAAGCAGAAAAGCUUGAUGAAAUGCUUGAGAAACGAGGGGUUAAAGUUGACAAGGUACUAAACUUUGCAAUUGACGACACAAUUUUGGAAGAGAGGAUUACUGGUCGUUGGGUCCAUCCUGCAAGUGGUCGGUCCUACCACACAAAAUUCGCACCUCCCAAAGCUCCUGGCGUUGAUGAUGUCACUGGAGAGCCUUUGAUUCAACGCAAAGAUGAUACUGCAGCAGUUCUUAAGUCCAGGCUCGAUGCAUUUCAUAGACAAACUGAACCGGUUAUUGAUUACUAUAACAAGAAGAAUGUUGUUGCAAACCUUCAUGCUGAAAAACCUCCGGACGCUGUGUCAGCUGAGGUUCAUAAGGUGCUUUCAUAGGACUCGAGGUAGUUUAAAAUUACUUGAGUUGGACGAUAAAGAUCACAGAAUUUUGUCCUGUGCGAUUGGAAGUUAUGAGUCUAGUCGGCCUACUUUGUUUUAUCAAAAUAAUUAUCUAUAAACAAAACAUUCGAGUACUUCUACACCCUUGAGCGGUUGAUAAAAUGUCUGUGGAACCCCUCUGACACUUUCUCUAAUGAACAAAAUUAGAAUUUGCAGACAAGGUUGAAUCCUCUGAACAUUUUUAAGUGCAUUAAUUGAUUACAUAGUCUAUUGUAAAAGAAAAAUUGUACUUGUACAACUUGUCUAUUCCAUAACUUAGGUUUUUCGAGAUCAUACAGCAGUAAGGAAGAAAAUUCUGUAACGGAAAUGAAAUCGACCUAUCUGAGAACGCGCUCUGUGAUGAUAUCAGCAUGCAGAACAAUACAAUUAGCAGACCAAGUACUCAAUGGUUACCCUAUUAUGUCAUUACACAACACUAUUGCCAAUUAAAAACCAUCCAAGCUCAUUCUCUUUUUCAAAAUCAAGUUCAUAGAAGCCUCUUUUUAAUCGACCAAGUUACAAAGUAGAGGAACAUAGGUUUUUUCACCACUUCCGCUUCUUUUUAAUAACAAGUUAAGAAGUGGAGAAAUCUAGGAGGUGUUUGGAUCGUGAAUAGGAAUAAGAAUCAGAAUGGAAGGAGACCGUAAGAAAUGAUUUACUCUGCAAGUAGGAUUGGAGUUCCCAUUACAUAUCAUGAAAUCACAACAUAUGGAUUUGAGAUUCUGACUCCAUUAACUAAGAACCAAAUGGUUCUGACCAUGAACUCCAGUUAGAUUGAGGCAUGCUACACUUUUUAGUUAUCGGGAGAACUAGUACUCUCUCCGUUUCAAUUUAUAUGUCCACUUUUGAAAAAUAAAUUUGUUUCAAAUUAAUUGUCCACUUCAACUUUCAAUGCAAAAUCAUAUUUCCAAAAUCAUUUCUACUCCACAUCUCUAAUUUAUAUUUCGUAGAUCAACCUCAUACCACAUAUUAUGUUCAUUUAUUAUCUUUUGGAUUCAGGAGGAUUCUUCCAAUAUCAUCUCUGGCAGCGGGAAAAUCUAGUUAUGAUCUUAAGUAGUUUUAUCAUGAAACAACACAAACAAAAUUAAGACUGAAUUGGCGCGGAGCUGCGCGAACGCAGGCUCCACCUGUCACAAAUUAUGACGUAGGCUCCACCACUUGGGUAGACCUUAGGCGAGAGCCCUUCCUCAGUGCAAUGGAAGCCUCUAACCUAGGCCAUGG
This is a messenger RNA of Daucus carota subsp. sativus, 2082 nucleotides long. Its product is annotated as adenylate kinase 4. The coding region runs from base 88 to 819 and encodes 243 amino acids. Gene Ontology annotation, cellular component: cytoplasm; mitochondrion. The transcript has 6 exons. The record is from RefSeq and is a predicted model, not a curated record. Gene Ontology annotation, biological process: nucleobase-containing compound metabolic process. Gene Ontology annotation, molecular function: AMP kinase activity; ATP binding. NCBI's taxonomy places the organism in Eukaryota, Viridiplantae, Streptophyta, Magnoliopsida, Apiales, Apiaceae.